AUGUCUUGCUCAGCCUCUACCACCGCCCACCUCCAUCAGCGGCGUGCGCCUGCCCUCCGUGAAGCGUCCUCGUCCAGCGUCGAAGAAGACUGCAAAAUCUCGGGUAGCUCCCUCGGCCGCGUCGAACCCUCCUCUGGUUCGAAUACUCGACCCGAGCUUUCGCUCAACACCAGCCAUGCCAAACAGCGCGCCUCGGAGGUCGACGCCAAAAACCAAAAGCGUGGCCACAUACAGAAACACGAAAAGAUCGAACGCAUCGGUCUUCUUCGCGGCUCCUCGUACGUCAAAGCGACCGACAAGGAUUCCGUCGCCGAACACGAGCUCACCACCUCGAUUGGUCUCCAAGACGAUGCUGUCUACGAUGCUUACCUUCCAGCGCCCAUCGCCUUUGUACGACGAUACAUUGUCGCUGUGCUUCGAAAAGAAGCGCCCUUGCACCAACAACAUCAACGUCUCAUGCGUAGACCUUGGCUGGACAGGUAUUUUGUCAACACUUCGCUCCUCGGAACGCAUUCCUUCUUCCUCGUCUUUCUGCCCAUGGUUUUCUGGUUGGGUAGUCCCCGGUUUGGAAGAGGUCUCAUCAAUGUUCUUGCCUUUGGCGUCUACCUCUCUUCGGCUAUCAAGGAUCUCUUUUGCGUUCCACGCCCUUACUCUCCGCCCGUCACGCGUCUCACAGUGGGCACACAUCACCUCGAGUACGGCUUUCCUUCCACCCACUCGACCAACAGCGUCAGCAUCGCCCUCUACGUCUACCUCUGGGUUCGGCGAAUGCGCCAAGCUGCCGACCCCACCCACUCGACCUUGUUCGACUCGGCUUUUUGGGAGGCAGGCUUGCUCUUCUACGCCACCUCUGUCGUCUACGGCCGCAUCUACGCCGGCAUGCAUUCCGUCAUCGACUGCAUCGCAGGUUCCGCUCUGGGCGCUGCCAUCACAGCCGUCCAGUGGAAGUUUUUUGACCACAUUGAACAGUUUGUCAAGAUCGACAGUUGGACCGUUCCUGCGGCCAUCAUCCCUGCCGGCUUGCUCAUGGUUUCCGUGCAUCCGCAGCCAGUAGACGACUGUCCAUGCUUUGAAGAUGCGAUUGCGUUUGUUUCAGUGGCUAUGGGUGUAGCUUUGGCAAGGUGGUGCAUUCGGUUCGGGGUCGUGCUUCACACCGACCCAUUCAUCCAUCCUUUUUCCCGCCUUUUCGACCCUAGUCUUGCUUCCACGCACCUCAGCUCUCCCGUCGCCAGUGCCACGCCCUUGAUACAGAUUCCCGUAGCGGGAGCCGCCGAAAUUUGGAUCAAGCGUGCGCUCGUCAUGACCAUCGGUUUGGUCAACGUACUUUUGCUUCGAGUGAUUGUCAAGACCGCAUGCAAAGUGAUUCUUCCUCCCACCUUCCGCCUCGUCGAUUCUCUGAUCGGCUUCAGCCUGCCGAGGCGACACUAUACUCCGGCAAGCGAUUACAACAAGAUUCCGCUGGCAGAUCUCAGCGCAGUUCCCUCGGUGCUCGAUCUACCUUCGCAGAUCAUCGUGACCGACGAAAGCGGCCAUCAGCAGAUGAUCCAGAGUCCCGUACUGUCGCCUACCGGUGCAAGUCGCAGGCCAGGUGUAGAUGUUCGAAGCGGUAUCAGCAAUGGUUCUGCUUUCAGCCCUAGCCCAUUGGCACGCUCGCCCCUGGCUUCUCCCGUGCCGUCUAGGACGCCGAGUCCGAACCCCAUCGAGAUGCGUCGUAGCUUGGCGAGCAAGACAAAAUCAUGCAAACCAAGGAUAGAGUUUACCAUUGGGGGCACGGUGGAUGAAGCCGAAGCAGAUCACGCUGCCGACGCUUCGGCAGACCUGCCGAUCCCGCUGACGCAAUCCAAAGCACAUCCCACGUUUAUCGCACCCGAUGAACAGUUGGCUCGCACUCUGGCCGCAGACAUGAAAGCUUGCUCACCCAAAGAAGUGGAAAAGGAGGUCAAGCACUAUGACGCCGAUGUACUCACCAAGGUGAUCGUCUACACCAACAUCGGGCUUUUCUCAGCCGGAUUCAUUCCAGCACUGUUUCAGCAUCUGGGUCUAUGCUAG
Messenger RNA from Mycosarcoma maydis (corn smut), 2049 nucleotides. RefSeq lists its product as uncharacterized. Gene Ontology annotation, molecular function: sphingosine-1-phosphate phosphatase activity. The transcript has a single exon. NCBI's taxonomy places the organism in Eukaryota, Fungi, Basidiomycota, Ustilaginomycetes, Ustilaginales. Bases 1 to 2049 code for a protein of 682 amino acids. The record is from RefSeq and is a predicted model, not a curated record. Gene Ontology annotation, cellular component: endoplasmic reticulum membrane.